Anoplophora glabripennis (Asian longhorned beetle) is the source of this 1224-nucleotide messenger RNA. RefSeq lists its product as uncharacterized. The record is from RefSeq and is a predicted model, not a curated record. The coding region runs from base 56 to 640 and encodes 194 amino acids. Gene Ontology annotation, molecular function: chitin binding. The transcript has 4 exons. Gene Ontology annotation, cellular component: extracellular region. NCBI's taxonomy places the organism in Eukaryota, Metazoa, Arthropoda, Insecta, Coleoptera, Cerambycidae.
UGUUGACACAUUAGCAGUAUCCCUGCCGGAGUUAUUAAUUUUUUUAUUGAGAAAUAUGAAGACGUGUUUUGUGCAAACUGUGAUAAUUAUUUUAGGAUACUGUAUUAUUACUGACGGUCUGGAACAAAAGUCAAGGAUAAAAAGGCCCAGGGCGCCUCCACCAGAACCAGAGAAUGACGUCGAGACGGACUUCGAUGAACGGAAUAAUCCUCUCAACGCAAACUACGUACCACCCGGAUUUUUGAGUCCGUCUGUGAUCGAAUAUUUGGAACUGGGAAAAUCGAUACCAGGUAGACCUGGUUCGGAUUAUCCCGUCUUGGGCACUGUUCCCUACACGAACUUCUACUGCGACGAACAGCCUUACCCAGGGUUUUACGCGGACACAGAGACGCGCUGUCAGAGUUGGCAUUAUUGCGACAUCGACGGCAGGCAGACGACGUUUCUGUGUCCCAAUGGUACUCAGUUCAGCCAGUUGGUGUUCGUCUGCGAUUGGUGGUUCAACGUCAGGUGUGACCUGAGUGAAAAGUUAUAUGUAAUCAACAGCCGAUUAUAUGGAAGGCCGAAGCUGGACCCAACCCGCCCACAUCGAACCAUUACAAAGCAACUGCUAGAAGACAUUUUCAACGAUGAGGAAGAAUAGAUUCCAUACAUCUCUCAAAUAAUGUACAAAUGAACAAUUUGGUGUUUGUCACAACUUGGCGACGAAGCAAAAACAAAUUUUGUUGGCGAAAUAUAGUAUUACAUGUCAUUUAAAAUAGUGUACCCAAGUGGACAUCUCUUUCUCUAUCCAGAUUCGAAGUUCAACAUAUUUAUUUAUUAAUUUAGGAGUCUCUAAAAGUUUAAUAAUAAUAAUGGUGCGGUAAAAUAUAUACAUUGUGUUGGCUUAAACUCAACACGACUAAAGAAUAGAACAUAAAUCGAAACAAUGAAAGCAAAAGUUUCUAAAACUUCUUGCACGAAUCGAUUUAUUUUUAUUAAAUAUAAGGAUGAACUGAUUUUACCGGACCCAUUAUUUUAAACUUGCCUACUUGAAAAUGAAAAGGUCACAGUAGUAUUUUUCGUGCCACUUGGGAUUGAUUUGCGUUUGGAAGCCAUUUUUAUUUUAAUGCGUUUUGUAAUAUAUGUUUAUAACGUUUAUUACUUAUUGUUGUACAGUUAGGUUAAGUAUUCAUAGUAUCAGCAAAAUGUAUUAAUAAACAAAAAAAUAAAAUAUUUUUUUAUGUA